AUGAGCUUCCCAUCCGAGAAGAAGGACGACGAUGAAGGUCUCGGGUACGAAAGGCCCUUCCGCGGGGUGGACAAGGCGCAUGUUAUUCAGGAGGCUCGAAUGUUUAACGACCCGAAUGUGGAGCCAGCGAGAUGUAUUCAGCUCAUGACAAAGCUGUUGUACUUACUUGGAAAGGGAGAAAACUUCAGCUCAAAGGAAAGCACAGAAAGCAUUUUCUUUCCGAUGACGAAAUUGUUUCAAUCCAAGGACGAAAAGCUUCGGCGUAUGAUGUACUUGGUCAUCAAAGAGCUGAAGCCGGAUUCGGAUUGUGUGAUUAUUGUUACUUCAACCUUGACCAAGGAUAUGAAUGCGACGAAUGAUCUUUUCAGGGCGAAUGCGAUUCGAGUGUUGUGCACCAUCACCGAUACAGCGAUGCUUACGGCCAUUGAAAGAUAUCUCAAACAGGCGAUCGUUGACAAACAGCCUCUCGUCGCAUCUGCAGCCCUCGUUGCUGGAAUGAAGCUGAUGAAGUCCAACCCAGACGUCGUGAAGAGAUGGGCUGCAAAUGACAAAUCUUCACAAAUGGUGCAAUACCACGCGCUCUCGCUGCUCUAUAAUAUCAAGAAGUCUGAUCGACUUGCGGUUUCAAAACUUGUGGCUCAACUGUCUAAGACACAAUUGAAGUCACCACUAGCGCAGUGCUUGCUCAUCCGUUACACCGUAACUGUGAUGGCCGAGGGGAACACACAAGAUCGCAGCUACUACGAGUUUCUCGAGAACUGUCUGAGGCAUAGGAGUGAGAUGGUCAUUUUUGAAGCGGCGAGGGCAAUCUGUCAACUUCCCAACGUCAGUCAAAGGGAGUUGACGCCGGCCAUCACUGUCCUCCAGCUCUUCCUCUCUUCGCCGAAACCCUCUUUGCGCUUCGCAGCCGUAAGGGCUCUCAACAGAGUAGCCAUGGCAUUCCCUUUGACGGUCACCUCGUGCAACUUGGACCUCGAGAACAUGAUCUCAGACUCGAAUCGCUCGAUUGCAACGUUGGCCAUCACAACGCUGCUCAAGACAGGGUCAGAAUCUUCCGUCGACCGAUUGAUGAAGCAGAUCUCGUCUUUCAUGUCUGAGAUUGCUGACGAGUUCAAGAUCAUGGUGGUGGACGCGAUCCGUGCUCUCUGCUUGAAGUAUCCGCAGAAGCAUCGGGUGCUCAUCAACUUCCUGAGCACGAUCUUGAGGGAGGAGGGAGGCUUCGAGUUCAAGAAGGCCAUCACUGACACGAUGCUGGCUUUGAUCAACGACAUUCCUGAUGCCGUUGAACCAGGGCUGUUGCACCUCUGUGAGUUCAUCGAGGACUGCGAGUUUACCUACCUGAGCACGCAGAUUCUCCACGUGCUGGGGAAGCGAGGGCCGAAAACUUCGCAUCCAGGUCGUUACAUCAGGCACAUCUACAACCGCAUCAUCCUAGAGAACGCUACGGUGCGAUCGGCUGCUGUCACUUCCCUCGCCAAGUUUGGAGCGCAAGUUCCCUCCUUGAGGAGCAACAUCAUCACGCUUCUCCGUCGCUGUGUGCACGAUGCUGACGACGAGGUGCGAGACCGAUCGACCUUCUACGGGACCAUCUUGGCCUCAGAGUCGGAGCCCAUGAUCAAGAAGUACAUCGUAGAUGUGGUGCCUCACAAGCUUGAUGGCGUGCAGAAGGCAAUUGAGGAUUACAUCGAAGCCUCUGACUUCACAACUUCCUUCAAUUUUGCCAAGGCUGUCACAAUGCCCAUUCACGUUCCCACCAAGGAAGCGAAGAAGACUCCUCAACAAGCGGUCGCUGAGGUCGCAGCAAAUGCUGGCUCCAGCAUCGCAAGCAAGCGACAGGAGACAGGGACGAUCUAUGCUGACCUGCUCAACCAGAUCCCUGAGUUUGCAGGGUUCGGAGCUCUCUUCACGAGCUCUCCUCCCGUCAACCUUACCGAAUCAGAGGCAGAGUAUGUUGUCACGUGCAUCAAGCACGUCUUUCCCGAGCACAUCGUCUUCCACUUCAACAUCAAGAACACGAUGGAGGAGGAGCAGCUGGAGAACGUGUGUGUUGAGCUCGAUCUCAGUGACUGCCCCGGGUGCUCGUUCGUGGCGAGCAUCCCUUCAGACGCGAUCAAGUUUGAGCAGCCGGGAAUGGCUUAUGUGGCGAUCAGACGAACAAAGGCCAUGGCAAACAUGUUCUUGAAGAACUGCAAGCUUACUUUCGUUCGCAAAGAAUAUGAUCCAACUAGUGGAGAGGUGGCUCCUGAUGGGGACGAGGACGACUAUCCUUUGGACGAGAUCGAAGUUGGUCUUUCAGACUACACGAAGCCUCUGUCGCUUCCUGACUUCCGAUCGGCGCUCGAGAAGUACAAGUCCAUCUCGGAUGCUGUCGUUGCGAUCCAGGAGACGCUUGGGAUGGAUGCCUGCGAGAACAGCGCGAGUGUGUCGAGUGCUGCCCGUCAGCACAGACUGCUCUUGUCUGGUGUGCUUCUUGGCGAAUUGGCGGUUCUUGUGCGUGCAGAUCUAAGGACUUCGGCCUCGAACGUGGUGGAGAUGAAGUUGAUGAUCCGCUCGCAGACGCCGGAAGUGAGUGAGGCUGUCUUGGAGGCAGUCUCCUCAUAA
This is a messenger RNA of Guillardia theta CCMP2712, 2601 nucleotides long. RefSeq names its product coatomer subunit gammma (gene COPIG). The transcript is spliced from 17 exons. NCBI's taxonomy places the organism in Eukaryota, Cryptophyceae, Pyrenomonadales, Geminigeraceae. Bases 1 to 2601 code for a protein of 866 amino acids. The record is from RefSeq and is a predicted model, not a curated record. Gene Ontology annotation, biological process: protein secretion; endoplasmic reticulum to Golgi vesicle-mediated transport; intra-Golgi vesicle-mediated transport. Gene Ontology annotation, molecular function: structural molecule activity. Gene Ontology annotation, cellular component: endoplasmic reticulum; Golgi membrane; COPI vesicle coat.